Molecule: messenger RNA, 3083 nt
Organism: Danio rerio (zebrafish)
Lineage: Eukaryota; Metazoa; Chordata; Actinopteri; Cypriniformes; Danionidae
Gene: reep2
Product: receptor accessory protein 2
Cellular component (GO): membrane
Source: RefSeq, marked provisional
ACUGCUGUACUGAGAGACACAGACACACAAGAUAAACCGGGAUUCCUCCUGUUAUUCACCAUCACUCCUGUCGGGUCGGAAUGGAGAUGUUGAAUAAUCGACUAAAAUAAGGAAAAGUCCUGCUGAGCUCAAGAUGGUGUCGUGGAUCAUUUCGCGGAUGGUGGUCCUUGCUUUCGGGACCCUCUAUCCUGCCUAUUCCUCAUAUAAGGCUGUGAAGACGAAAAAUGUCAAGGAAUAUGUGAAAUGGAUGAUGUACUGGAUAGUGUUCGCUUUAUUUACCACAGCCGAGACCAUCACAGACAUGCUUCUCUCUUGGUUUCCAUUUUAUUUUGAGCUGAAGAUUGCCUUUGUUAUCUGGCUCUUGUCCCCAUACACAAAGGGUUCCAGCGUGCUGUACCGCAAGUUUGUGCAUCCCACGCUGUCAAAUAAAGAAAGGGAAAUUGAUGAGUACAUAACUCAAGCUAAAGACCGCAGUUAUGAUACCAUGAUGCGGUUUGGGAGGAGAGGACUCAACAUUGCAGCUACUGCAGCAGUCACAGCUGCCACAAAGGGUCAGGGUGUGUUAUCAGAGAAGCUGCGCAGCUUCAGCAUGCAGGAUCUGACUCUGAUUCAGAAUGAAGAUGAGCUGCAGUUGGACGGCGGAGAUGACACGCACACUGCAGCCACGCUACCUCGUGCUAAAACAGCAACUCGCACAGUACGUGCCACACCCGUACCAGCGGACACUGAGUCACAGCACAGCUCUCGCUCUGAUGAUCAGUCAGAUAGCAGGACUGAGCAUUCAGAUGAGGAUGCAGCUGAUAAAGCCCCCAAACGCAUCGCAAUCACCAGGGCAGCCAAGAAACCAGCUGCUGCUAAGACAGAGCAGACCACCAAGACAGUGAAGAAAGCUCCAAAAAAGAAAACCACCACGGCUAACAACGUUGCUGAAUCACCAUGAGCCACACGGUGCUCACCAAUUCUUGGACAACACAAACAUUCACAAGCUUUCCCAUAUUAUUAACACCCAACCAUUCAUGCUGUUUGCUUUUAAUGAUGUGUACUGACAUCCAUCGCCUGAGGCUGUUUUUAUUUAGGUUUGAUGCGGUGAGUAAGUUUAGACAUCAGGCUACAUACAUUCAUUUUCCAUGUAAUAACAGCAGUGUUUCUGCGACAUCUUCUCUGUAGGCCUUAAUAUUAGUGUGCAAAGCCUGAGAUCUGGAAGCAGUGCCUGCACAUAAUCAUACAUCAUCACUUCAGUCCAUCCCUGUUUUCCCUAAUAGAGGCCAGUUCACUUUUUUUUAGCAUAUAGGACACGCACUAUGGGAUGAGGGAGAAACGGGAGCAGAAAAGCUGGGCUAUUAAAUGAAUUAGAAACAGACUUGAUUUACAACACAAGUACAGGGUCCGUAGAGAUGUCUGCUGUCGCUCUGAGCGGUUCUGUUCUCAUUCUGGGUCAUUGUACAUUCUGAGAUUUGUCGUGAAUAUUCAUGAUCUCAGAGGUCAGACGUCUACUAGAAGCUUCAGGAUCUUCUAUGCUCUUGCUGUUAUUAGUGCGUUUGUCCAGAGCUGUUCGGCGUGCGUACGCUUUUCUGGUUCUAAUUUAACACCCGUCUAGUGGGAUGUUACACAUUUUGAAAGUAUUAUUUAAAAAAUGCCAGGUCGUUGUUUUGGUAGGGUACAAGAUGAAAGCAAAAUUUGUCAGUCAAGUUUGAUCUCUGAAGAUUCACUCUUUUUUUUUUUUUUUUUUUUUUUUUAGAAAGUCAACCGUUUCAGUGCAGCGAGCUAUUCAUUUUAUUGACGCAUUUUGCUUGUCGAACUCAAAUCCAUAACUUUUUUUUUAAUGAUGCACUGAGCAGUUGGGAGUUAACAGAUGGUUCAUUGUGGGCAAAAUGAUCAGCCCUCAGAAGUGAAAAUUAUUUUUAAAAUAGACCAGAGGGUUUUCGGGCCAACGUAUUUUUUAAGACCUCCCCCUAUUCGUUCUCUUGAAACUGCAUGUAGUCCUGAAUCCACAUGUGGACCGAUGUGUUUGGAUUUAGGUGCUGAUCUUGACUUCAGCUGUUAAGGCAUUAUAACAUGCAGCGUUAUUGAGAGCCGAUAGGUGGCGCUGCUGUACAGCAAAACAGCACUAGAAUACUUGCAGAUGGAAAAUAGGUUUAAAUCCGUUGGUUAAUUAGCCGAAAUAUACCCGAAUAAAUGUUAAUUUGUAUAAUACUAUUGACUGUACAAAGUCUGCCUUACUCUGAUAGGCUUUUUAAGUUCAUGUUUACAUAUAAUAUGUCAUUUUGUAGGAUAGGAUGUACAGAAAUGUUAAUUUUUGUUGUAAAAAGUGUUAUUUGUGCAUAUUUGUAUGGUUUUAAUUUACGAUAUUUUGUCUUCUCUCUGCCUUUUUUUCUUUUGUUUGAGAAGGACUUUUGAUCAUUUUAUAGUUUACUUAAACAGUGCAAAUCAUAUGUUAGUCCUUGUUUAGACACUCACACGUGUAGUUUAUAGCAGAUGGAUGUUUCUGUAGAAACACGCGGAUUAGAAAUGACAGAUCUGUCAUAACACAAUGCCGACUUGAAUCAUCAUGAUCAAUAAUUCAGUGUUGCUGAUUGGCGACAUGACAUUUUUCUGUGUCUUAGUCUCCUGAGUAAUUCAUCUUUUUUUUUUUUUAAAUAAGAAACUUUGAGAUUGUUUGUCUUUUAAUUAAAUGUGUGUGGUUGAUGCUCACCAACCCACACAAAAAUGACUGUCAGUCUCACUCCUCAGUCUGUUCUUUGUUCUUUUCUUUUUUCGCUCCUUUCCCCCCCUUUUCUUUGGUAUUUAUUUGCAUAAUCAGAAAUGACAAUACGUUUGUUUUCUUUUAAUUCGCCAAGGCUUGCGCUGAGUGAGACAUGACAAAUUGAACAUUCACUUUUUCUUUGAUGUUUUUCUGCAUUGUGUUGGAAAUUGGUAUUAUUGCAUUUGCAGAUUUGAACUGAGAGAAUAGUCAACCUUAAUAUAUUGUUUGUGCCAAUUCUCAAUGCUCUUAAUAUAUUACAAGAAUGAAAAAGAGACUGCUGCUACAUGUGUACUAACUGACCUUGAAAUAUUAUUCAAUAAAAAUGCAAUUACUUCCUGAA